AUGUUGGGACAAGGGGAGAGAAUGUUGGGACAAAGGGGUACUGGAUGUGUUCACGAAGGAUUCCUAAAGAAUCCCAACGCUAAGGUUGUUGUUAAGAGAAUAUACAGAGGAUACAAACAUGCCAAAGAAGUCUUCACCACUGAAUUAAGCAUCAUGAGUCAGUUGGAACAUAGGAACAUUAUGCCAUUGAUAAGUUGGAGCAAUGAUGGAGGUGAGUUUUUGCUUGUAUAUGGUUACAUGUCAAAUGGAAGUCUAGACAAUCAUCUUCUUGGAAACGGUAUGCAACUACCACGGAAGGCAAGGUUCAAUAUAGCUCUUGAUUUGUCAUCGGCAUUGCAUUAUCUGCAUCAAGAAUCAGAGAAAUGUGUUUUGCAUCGGGAUAUCAAGUCAGCUAACGUGAUGUUGGACUCAAAAAUCAAUGUCAAGCUUGGUGUUUUUGGUGCACCUAUGUUUCUAGAUCACCCUGACUUGGCCCUACAAACCAGAAAGAUGGUAGGGACAUUGGACUUUGUAGCUCCUGAAUAUUACUAUCAAGGCAGGGAAGCUUGUGGAAUAAGGAAACACAAAGAUGAGGAGUCACAGCUGGGGCUAGUUGAUUGGGUUCGGGAGCUUUAUGGAGCUUGGAAUGUCCUUCAAGCAGCUGAUGAGAGGUUAAACGUGGAUUUCAAUAAGCAUGAGAUGGCAUGUUUAUUGGUUGCUGUAUUGUGGUGUGCUCAUCCAAUUGCCAAGCAGAGGCCUAAAAUCAGUCAAGCUAUCGAGAAUCAAGGCUUCCCUCCAUCACUCCUGAGUCUUGAGAUUGGCUCUCAGUUGUCUACUAUAUUGUGCCAUUGGAGGGCACAGGCGCAAUGGACAGACAUAUCUGUCUCAUCUUGGCCAUCCACAGCCCACAUGCCAGCUAAACCCACCAGCACGUAA
Molecule: messenger RNA, 915 nt
Organism: Dovyalis caffra
Lineage: Eukaryota; Viridiplantae; Streptophyta; Magnoliopsida; Malpighiales; Salicaceae
Source: the annotation of a GenBank genome assembly